Molecule: messenger RNA, 1809 nt
Organism: Stylonychia lemnae
Lineage: Eukaryota; Ciliophora; Spirotrichea; Sporadotrichida; Oxytrichidae
Source: the annotation of a GenBank genome assembly
AUGAACAAUCCUAGGAAAGCAAAAUAAAAACUUAAGAAUAAAAUCCCCAGAUACAACUUAAAUCUAGAGCCAGUACCUAAUAAAUAUCACCCAGAAAAUGAAAGAUAUGUAGAGGGACUCGUAUUCAUGGUUGUUGUAAUAAUCUUCACAUCUCUUGUAAUUGGAGUUGCUUUUAUACUGUUUACUGUUUGCAGAGUAGCCUGUAAAAGAUGUUAAGGGGACAUCGAAGAUAGUGAAAGUUUCAAUCCUGAUGGCAAAGGCAAUUAUGUUUGUGGAUUAGUAUUUUUAACAUUGUACUUCACAGCAGUAUCAACUAUAUUGAUCAUUGGAAAUGUCGGCUAUUUCAACAACUCUCUUGAUUCAAAUGAGCUGAUAUCUACUUUUGCCAAUUAAAUGCAGACUAAUGUCUAAACUCUGAAGUCUAAUCUCAUUACUCUUAACGAUGCCUAACUUCAAGACUAUAUUUAAAAGUAUGGAGUAAAAAUGAGCUUUGAUAUUAACUCAUUGAACAACAAUGUCAUACCUGAAGCUCAGAAUAUCUUAACUUAGUCUGAAGGGAAUGCUGAUAAGAUGAAAAGCUUGGAGAUAGGAGUCUUCGUUUGGGUAUUCAUAACUUUCGGCUUUGGCUUACUCUUUAUAAUUCUUAGCUGUAUAUCUUUGAGUAAAAAUUGGCAGAGAGUAGCUCUAUUCAAUGGCAUCUUCUCUUUCUUUAUAAUAGCUACUACUGUUUCUUUGGUUGCAAUGAAGCAUGGCUAGUUAAUCUAUAUGGUAGAUUUCUGUGAGCAAAUGAUUCAGAUAUCAGAAGAAGGCCAACUACCUACGAUAGGGACAGGAAUAUCAAAGUAUCUCUCUUGCCUAAGUUAAGACUCAAGUUCUAUUGUAACAACGUUGGGCUAUCAAGGCUCAAUCGAAUAUCAAAAAGGAAUAAUACUUAGCAAUGAAAAAUUGUAGUAGUUAGGCAGUCCAAAUGUGAUCUAUACACUUCCAGAUUUAGUCAAUGUAAUGUCAAAUAAUGCCACCUUGAGUAUUGACAAUACACUAAAGAACUGGGCUAGUACACUAGAUUAGAUCAGUCAGACAAAUCAAUUAGUUAGUGAUCUAACAUCAUGUUAAAUACUCUAAUAAUAUGCUAAAAGAUAAAACAAUGAAUAUUGUUCAGAUGGUUAUUUUUACAUGUGGUUUGUAUAUUCAGGAGUUAUAGCAAUCACUUUCUAUUAUAUAUUUAUGGCUUUGCUAAGCGUUAAGAUGAACAUUUAUCUGAAUUAAUUGAUAAACUACGAUGCUACUAAUUAUCCUUAGUAAAAUAGCUUUGAAAUUGAUAAGAUGGGUAAUGUUGGCAGUAAUGAUUAUUUGGGAGAGAGAAGUAGAGUCAACUAUUCAGGCAAAUAAAAAUACACAUCUUAGGAUUUAGACAAUGAAGAGGAGGUAGACUCUCUAGUGAAAAAACCUAGAAAGUAUAAUAACAAUGAUCUUUCCUUCAGUAAUAACGCAGGAUCAUCUACUGCAAGAAAAUCCAAAGUUCUUGACACCUUUGCCAAGACAAUGGAUUACACAGGUAAAAAUACAGAGUUAGAUUUAACAAAAGAAAACAGUGCAACAAGUAAGAGAGGGAAGAAAGGGCAUUAAAAGCAGUAAAGCUACGACUAAGAUGAUGACUUUGAUAUGGGUAAAUCUUCAGAUUCCAUUGAGGUGACAGACAAUGAAAUUGGAAGGCCAAGUCUAUUUGAUGCUCGAGAUAUUUCAACAAUCAAGAAGAAGGACAAAAAGUAAAAGACUAAAUAAAAGAGAGACUCAUCCUAUGAUUACUGA